AUGUUGAUCGUUUCAGCUUUGUAUUUCACCAUUUAUUUUAUUUUAUUUGUGAUAGUGGCAUCUAUAGCAGCUUUAUUUGUUGGUCCAUUAAUGAUAAUCUCGUCGUUUUUUGCAAUGAACGUUGUUUUGUUCGGGUUUUUAAGUAACUUGUUUUAUCAAGGUGCACAGUUUAUCUACGAAAGAUUUGUGUUUAUUUUACAAAAUUUAUUAAAAAGGAUGGCUGAACAAAUCCCACCAAAUGGUGCUCAUAAGUUAUCAUCCUCUUCUCCAGCCGUUACCCAUUCAAAAGCUAACAUUCAAACAUAUACCGACAAUUUUAAUAGAAAAUUUACUACACUGUUUAAAUUUUUCAAAAAAGAUGCUACUUUAAAUGAUGAGGCAGUGAAUGAGCAAUAUUAUCCUACUCAACAGCCACAACCAUCGACAGUUAAUAUAGUCGAUGCAGAAGUUACGCCCGAUGUUGUCAAUGAUGUUACUAUCAUUCAUUAA
Messenger RNA from Saccharomycodes ludwigii, 489 nucleotides. It is a transcript of the gene LDO16, whose product is annotated as Ldo16p. NCBI's taxonomy places the organism in Eukaryota, Fungi, Ascomycota, Saccharomycetes, Saccharomycodales, Saccharomycodaceae. The transcript has a single exon. The record is from RefSeq and is a predicted model, not a curated record. Bases 1 to 489 code for a protein of 162 amino acids.